This is a messenger RNA of Dinoponera quadriceps, 5833 nucleotides long. RefSeq names its product myb-like protein AA. Gene Ontology annotation, cellular component: cytoplasm. NCBI's taxonomy places the organism in Eukaryota, Metazoa, Arthropoda, Insecta, Hymenoptera, Formicidae. The coding region runs from base 818 to 2764 and encodes 648 amino acids. The transcript has 3 exons. The record is from RefSeq and is a predicted model, not a curated record.
UGUGUCGCGUCGUCGGUCCGUGGUAGUUUGAGUGUUUCUCACGAGUGCGAUAUCGCUCCACCGUCCACCACGCGGUGAGUUCCCGGGAGAGCGCCGGGACUCGCUCUCUCUCGUUCUCGAGAACCGUCUCUCACGGGCGGCGCGUCACGUGACCGGCACGAACGCGCACGAACGCGGAGUCCGAUGCGCGAGCUCCGCUCCGGUUUUCAGGUUAUGUUGACAGGCUGCGUUAUCGAAGGCCGUGCGGACGGCCUCGAUUGGUCGGGUACGCUCGCGAAAAUCGUCGUCCUCCUGCCUGCCUGCCGCCGCGUUACAUAAUUGUUUGUCGGCCCGCGAGCGAGCGUCGCGCAACGUUUAUGGCAGCUCGGUUCCGCGGGCGCAUCUGUCAUACCGUGCGUUUAAGGGCACUCGCCGCGCCACAUCGAUCACAAAGCGGCCCUCGGCUCGUCCCCGUCGCGUGAUAUCUUGCGUUGGGACACCUCGAGCGGUCUCCUCGAGACCGGCGAUCUCCCGAAGUGGCCGCUGCGCUAGGUGCGAUAGAUCGUACUCGUUUGGAAAUAGCCUCGAGAAUAGAUCGGUUGGCUUCGGGGCGUUCGUACGCUGUCGGAGGCCUAAAUGUUAGCCCCGUGUCGGUUUCAUCGGCAUGCCGUUGACACCCGGGGAGCAACGCAACUUCGUUCUCCUCCCUGUGCUGGAGGUAUCGCUAAUACUCGAGGAGAUAUCGCGCUAGAGGGGUCGCUCGUCGCCGUACUGCCGUAGUUAGGAAAGUCGCCAGGUAGAAUUCUGGAUAUCAAAGUGGUCGAUUUUCAGCGGCGAAAUGACAGAAGGCGGUGUGAUCCGAAUCAAGCGCAAUGGGGCGCGAGUUUUCAAGAACCCGCCGCAGCCGCACAUGUGCAUACAGGAUCAUAUACAGGGCAGCUCGGCGCCAUGCUUCGUGAAUGUACUGUCCUGGGACAAGAUCGCGAUGCCUCGCAGACCCUCGCUGCCUGUACCUCUCUACGGAGGCAUGAGAGUGCCGCCACCCCGCACGAGGACCGAGGCGGUUGUCUUCGCCGUAAUGGCCAAUCCGGAGGUUCUGCGAAUGAGCGGCAAGAACGCCCAGGAUCCAAAGAAGCGUAGAAGCUUCAUCGAGCUCCUGCUGGACUUCAUAGAGACGAUGAACGCGGGCGUGGUCUUCACUCGUCACUACACGAUCCUGAAGGAUCGCGAUAUCACGGGGGAGUUGAAGGAGGUCUGGAACGCCGUGUUGGCCAUACGGGACAGCGAGCAGCGCCCGCCCCAGCAGGAGACUUGGAUCGACGCUCAACCCUCCGUGCCGCAGUACCCUCAGUAUCCGGAGCAGCAGCAGGAGUACAGCCCGCAGCCGCCGCAGUACCACUCGAGCAUCGCGUACAGCAGGGCGAUGAGCGGCGAAGGUAUGCACUUCGAGAGCUACCACCAGCCUCCGAGCCCGGUGAUUCCCCAGAACGAUCAGAUCUACCAGUCCGGUCCGAUAGUGUCGCAGCAGUAUCACGGCAAUGACGCGCGGAUAGCCCUCGACCGUUACAACUACCGUGAGCGCGGCAGAGGCGGUCAGAUCGUAUCGGGUAUCCCGCAGCAGAGCUGUCCGGCCUAUCCGACGGCGCAGUACCAGUUCCAGCAACUGCCCAGGCAAAUGAUGCCGCAGUACGUCAACUCCAACGUGCACCCCAACCCGAAUCUGGGCUACGGCAAUCCGGCCGCAAACAGCCCACCGGCGAUCAACCCGUCUUUUCAGCCGUACAUCUCGUAUCAGCAGCAACAGCAGCAGCAGCAACAGCAGCAGCAACCACCUCCGCGUAUGGACAACGCGAUGCACGUUGAUAUUCGCAGGAUGCAGCAGCCACCACAGAUACACUUGAAUCACGUGCAACCACCGUACGAGCAGCCCGGGCCGUUCAACGUGCGCACGUCGGGUAGACCGCACAUGGGAGUGGUUCAGAAGAACAACGCCACUAAGAGACAGGUGAAUUCGCCUACCCACGGUUCCUGCGGCAAUUGCCAGACGAAGGAGGAUCAAAACGGCACGAAGCCGAAGAGCCCCGUCAAAGUUCUGCAGAGGGAAGUACCUGCGACGGAGGUUCGGCAUGAUACGAGCAAUCACGCGGAGAAUAACAAAGCUCCCUUGGAGAAGGCGGACGAGCCGAAAGCCAGUCCGAUGGCGAACUCGGAGGAAGACCCGAAGGAGGCGAACAAGCCCGACGCGGAUUCCACGGAUACGUCGACGAAGCCGGUAGACGCCGACAGUCGCGAACCCGCGUGUACCGCCGACAACGCGCCUACGUGCGGGGAGAACUCGGUGAAGGUAGAGAAAGCUGCGCCGGAGGCGAGAGAGAAUGAAACGCAGCAGUCGGCGCAACAGUCGAGCGUCCCAGCGAAGGCCAACAAGUUCGGCAGGCGCAACGUGCGGACAGGCAGGGCUCUGAUCGCCAAGGGCGACAAGCACAGUCCGUUCGCGUUCGCGUCGGAGAGCCCGAAGCGCUCGCAGCCGACGAUGAACAGCAUCAUCAAGAGCGUAUUCAAGAUCAAUCCCGGCGCGUCCUCCGGCGAGGAGACGUCCGGCAAGAAGAAGACGAACGGCCAGGUGAAGGCCAAUGCCAAAGCUACGUGCGAGAACGAGGAGGCUCAGCAGGCAUAUACGAUACUGAAGAAGGAGUUGCAGGAGGAGAUAGCGAGCGAGCUCGCCCAGAUAUCCAUUCAAGACUGUAAGGACGCGACCGAGGUGGUCGGUCCCGUGCUCUCGUGAUAGCCCGGUCAGCCACAGCCGGCACGCUGUGCCGGCGUGCGAUCCCGAGGGCUCCGAUGUAAAUAGAUAGAACGUUAUUCGAUAAGAAGGAAGUCACGAGAAGGUGGAGGACGGACACUUUCGAGUGGUAGAACAUGCUUCUUGACGAUCAAAACACACACACACACACACACACACACAUACACACACGCACACCCUCGCGAGACGAGGACACUUGGACCGUCCAUACCGACGGACAGAACACGCGUCUUCCUCUUGGGAAGCCUCGACGGUUGGAUCAUCAUCGCGCACACACACCUCGAUGACUUGGACAUCUGGCGCGCGCAUAUUGGACUCUACGGUUGCGGCAUAUCGUUGCCACGACGUCGUAAUUCUUCGAUAGUCGGUAUCCGGAGGAUGUAUAUUGAUCCUUGACGACCCAACGUCCGCGGUUGCGCAACGCGCUUUAAAAGUUUCUUCGUUUUUUUUUUAUUUUUUAUUUUGUUUCGUUUGUUAUCCGAGGGAUAACGACGAUCGACGCGCUUCUCGAGAAACGGGGUGUGAUUGCCCGAACCCUGGAGGUGAACGAAGUUUACCGAACAGUGGGUCGUUAAGGAUUAACCAGCAGGCUGUGAAGACUGUUGCGGACAUUGCGUAUGUGCUGGUCAUAUUGGAGUAACAGUACUACGAGAUCAACGGAGAUAUUUAUCAGCCGUCGUCGACGAUUGAGGUAUCAGGGGAGACCCGUUCACGAUCGGAGCUGGGUGCAAUUUUGAACUCACUUGUACAGUUCUCUAUUAAUCAGUUUUUACACAACGGCCAUAUUUAAAAAGUAGAUCAUUCUUUCCCUUCGACGUUGUUUUCAGUAGUAGUGAUACAAGUAUCGAUUAUUAUUAUCAUUAUUAUUAUUAUUAUUAUUAUUAUUAUUAUUAUAGUUUUCAUUAUUAUUAUCGCGAUAAAUAUGCAUCCAGGUCUCGGUACUUUUUACCACGAAGUUACUUCCAGAGAGGAUUUCAAAUACGUUGGACUUUUAUCGCGGUUGAAUUUUCGUUUUAGAUUUUCGUUUAGUUGGGUUAACCACGAAUUGACAAGAUCCAACGAUUUUCUACGGUAUAUUUUAUAGGAAAAUGCGUGUUUUUUUUUUUCUUAUGUAUAACGAUAUAAAUUUGUUACAUGUUUAAAUUUUGAUUUUUCAAAUAGGUAUGUAUAUAUAUAUAUAUAUCUAUUGCGAGAUGGAAUAUGAUGCGCUGCUCAAAAUAAUUAGAGGAUUACACUUUUAAAUGCUCGUAUCUCGUAUGAUACAUGUACACUUAUUGUUUUCGGAAAAUUCUUAAUACUUCCUACUUUGUGCUCUUCAAUGAACGUGUCGUGCGCGACAACGCGAUUUUAGUGCUUUUAUUAAUCGUUAUUAUCCGCUCGAUCGGAUAUUCGCCCCUGUGAACCCCUGAUCGUUUUAAGCAGCGUAAGUUGCCUGUAAAACUGAACGGUAUUUUUACUGUACUCGCUACGGGCGACGAGCGCUAAAUCAUAUGAGAGAAUGUUCGAGGGCGCGAGCCCACGUUCGGUAUUCGAGAUCCGUCUACUAUAAUAAUCACUUUGCUUCCAAUAUAUCUCGCGGCGAAAGAGGUCGGAUGUGAGCGGACAGUGAUAUUAAAUACUUUUAAGUGUGUACGAGAUUCCGGGACGCCGCCCCGUCGUCCCUAAUUGCGCCGAACGCACGAAAACGAAUUGAGAUUUCCCUUUGGAUUUGAUUAAGCAUCGAAACUGGGCGAAAGCACCGCGCGAACGAAUAAAUCUCUACUGCAUUUACGAUAUAUAAAUAUUUAUAUAUUAAUAUAAAUAUAUUUAUGAUAUAUAAAUAUUAUCUGUAUGUCAUAUACAGGGUGUCCCGGAAUAACCGCAUGCGGCGUGCAUCGGGAGAUUCUUGCCUACCGAACGAAGCAACGUCUCGUUUACCAAGAAUUCGAAUGAUACUUUUUAAACGGCUGCUAUUUAAAUUGACACCGAAUUAGCGUAAUUAAGUUACGCUCGAAUCAGAAACGGUGUGUGAUCCGCGAAUCCACGACAUAUCACGUGCGUCACACUAGCUGUUUUUCUUCUAUCUCAUUAAAGGUUUAUUGUGUAAUUAUAACAAUAUCCGAAUUUAUGGCUCUUUUGAAUGACUUAUUUGUGCAAAUAAUUGGAAUAAAUAAUGUUCCAUCAGGCUUUUCCAAGGCCAUGAAAUAUCUUUAAACGUUGGGAUAACACUUUGUAUAAAAGAUUAUUUGUAUAGUAUAAAUUUGCCACUUCAUUUGUAGUUGUUCUUUCAGUGGCAUCGGUAAGAAAUUCUUUCGUGGCAAAUCAGCUUUCUGUAAAAUUACGGUCAAUUCAGAUAUUACUUAUUCGAUAUGGUAGAAUUUCUUACUGAUGCCACUGAAAGAACGACUGCGAAUAUACUUAGCAAUAUACUUAAACGACGUACAAAUAAUUUUUUUCACAAAGUGUUAUUCCACCGUUUUAAAAAGAUUUUUAGUCGAGGAAAUAUUACUUAUACUAAUUCCACGAGGCAACUUGAUAUUCUAAUUUUUAAUAACGCUCCUUUAAAAACUAUCAUUUAAACAGAAUUUUGACAAAGGAAAAGUCGUGUCGUUUAGUUUCAAGAAUCCCUCAGUGUACUCUGCAAGCGGUUAUUCUAGGACAUUUUAUAUGAAAAAAAGAUGUACACAAUAUACUACAUGUUUGAGAACGUCGGCCGAGUCCGUUGCGAUAAAUCGGACAGACCGGCGACAAUGUCAAUAUUCUCGUUGGGCAUGCGAUGCCUCCGUCUUGUUUAUAACAACGCCUACAAGCUAUUUUUUACAUACCAAAUUACUCACAGACAGAUUAAUUCGUUCUGCGAUCGGAGUGCACGAAUGUCGGUGUUUUUCUUUUUCGCCUGGCUGCGUUAAGUACGCAGCGACGUUAUCGACGCUCCGCCAGCGAGAGUUGGUAGGCAGGCUCUCAGUUGCACGGAGUAACGCGAAUAAUCCACCACAGAAGCGAGUGUUGCCGUAGGUUAGCAAGGAGAAGGAAGUAGAAGAAGGAGGAGAGGGAGAAAAAGAUGAAAAAGAC